AAUGACCUAAAAACGUUGACGUGCGUAGACUAGACGAAAUGACGAAAGGGGUCUCAUUCAGUGAGUUGCCAUUGCCAAGAACCUUCUUGUUCUCUCUCUACCACUCACUUCUAGCAGAAUAUAACUAACUGUGUGAGAUUACAAGAGGAAUUCGCUAAAGCAACGAAGCAGAGAGAGACUGAGAGAAGAAAGAGAAGAGAGAGAGACAGAGAAGAAGAAAGAAGAGCAGAACAAGUUUUGAUAAUUGUUAUAUGAUUGUGCACAAGGAUGGACCUAAAGGUGUAGAUGGGGCGACCGCACUCUCAAAUUAAAAAGGAACAAAGUAUCAUGGCUUGGCAUCCAUACAAAUUAAAGAGGAAAUGGGAUGAAUGGAAUCUCCGUGUAACUGUUCUUGUCAGUCUCUUCUUUCAGAUAGUGUUGAUUUUCCGUGCACCAUCACGAAAACGUACAGGAGGAAGAAUUGUAACCUUGACGAUCUGGGCAGCGUAUCUUCUUGCGGAUUGGAUUGCAGCCUUUGCUGUUGGACUCAUCUCCAAUGGCCAAGGUAAUGGCUGUGACGUGCAUCCCUUAAACGAAGACCUUGCUGCCUUUUGGGCUCCGUUUCUUUUGCUUCACCUUGGUGGCCCGGAUACAAUCACCGCCUUCUCACUUGAAGAUAAUGAGCUUUGGAUUCGACACUUGCUUGGCCUUCUCAUCCAGCUUGCUGCAGUAGCUUAUGUCUUCUCACAAUCAAUCCCUAAUAAACUUUGGAUCCCGACAGUCCUCAUGAUUUUCGCUGGAUUGGUUAAGUAUGUUGAGCGCACACGUGCUUUAUAUAUGGCCUGCUUGGGUAAUUUUAAGGCUUCUAUGCUUCCACCGCCUGACGCUGGACCAAACUAUGCUCAACUCAUGGAGGAAUACUCAUCAAAUAAAGAGGCCCAGGUCCCAGUUAGGAUUGUAAUCACAAAAGAACCCGAGAAAGGAUCCAGGAACACAGAUGAAGAGAAAAACUUGCAGACUGAAAAGAUCGAGGAGAUUGACGUGGUGAAAGAGGGGUACAAUUUCUUUAACACUUUCAAGGGGCUCAUUGUUGACCACAUGUUUAGCUUCCACGAGCGCCGUGUGAGUCGAAAGUUCUUUUUUGAAAGGAAUCCGAUAGAUGCUUUCAGUGUAAUGGAGGUGGAGCUCAAUUUCAUGUAUGAUGUGCUCUUCACUAAGACUGGCGCAGUGCAUGGUAAGAUAGGGUACUCUUUUCGCAUCAUUUGCUCUGUUUUGAUAGUGGUUUCCUUUUGCCUCUUUGCAUCAUUUCAUAAACAUGGAUUCCACCAGUUUGACAUCGCUGUCACCUACACUCUGCUUGUUGGUGCUGUUGUCUUGGACCUCAUAGCACACGUCAAGCUCAUCUUCUCCGACUGGACUGUGGUUAAGCUUAAUAAUUCCAUUAAGCUCAAGUGUUCCAAGGCGGCCACAAAAUUUGUUUAUGCAAUCCGGAAAGGACUUUCAUUUGAUAAAAAAUGGCGGUGGUCUAAAUCUGUCUCGCAGCUCAGUUUGAUAAAUUACUGCCUGAACAAACGGUUCAAAUGGAUUGACACAGCAGCUGACCAUAUCGGACUCAAAGAUUUCCUUGAUGAGUUGCGAUACAAAGAAUACAAAUCUGUGGAGAAGGAUAAACUAAGAGAAAUCAUUUUUGAGCAGUUGAAGGACAAGGCUGCCAAAGCGGAAGAUUCAAAAAUUGCCAAGGAGAUAUUUUCAGCGAGGGGUAAUUGGGUUCUCUCGCAACACUUGUGUCCUCACGCCGAAAUCUUAGCGAGUGUGAGUGAGGAAGUUGAAUAUGAUGAAAGCCUUUUGCUGUGGCAUGUUGCUACUGAACUCUGCUAUUUUACUGGAGAGACUGGCCCAAAUUGCGAUGAAGAUACUAAAAAUAAGCGUGAAAUUUGUAAGAUCCUCUCAGAAUAUAUGUUGUAUCUUCUGGUGAUGAGGCCCACAAUGAUGUCGGCAGUAUUGGGUAUAGGACAAAUCAGAUUUCAGGACACUUGUGCGGAAGCCAAAAAGUUCUUUCAAAAGGGGCAAUCGAGUACCUCAUUAUUAAAGCGAAGAGGGAAAGAAGUGUGUGAUGCGUUACUUGGGGUAGAUACUGUUGUUAAACCCAUUAAAGUGAAGGGGGAUAGAAGCAAAUCAUUGUUAUUUGAUGCUUGCAUGCUUGCAAAGGAUUUGAACAAGUUGAAAUUUGAGAACAGGUGGAAGAUAAUGAGUGAAGUGUGGGUGGAAUUGUUGUCCUAUGCCGCGAGUCAUAUCAGACCAAAUGGUCAUGCCCAGCAGCUCAGCAAAGGUGGGGAGCUUAUUACUUUUGUUUGGUUACUGAUGGCACAUUUUGGUUUGGGAGAUCAGUUCCGGAUUGAGGCUGGACAUGCUAGAGCCAAACUUAUUGUGAACAAGUGAUUGAGAAAGUUAAAAAAAAAAAAAAAACUACGCAAUAAUGAUAAAUUUCAUAGGUUAUUUGUAUGAUUUUCAUAUUCUCUGAUCUUUUUCAGUGUGUUUAAGUUGAAUAGUAAACUGUAUUUUCGUUGAGAAGUGAAUUUAUUUUGUAAUUGUUAAGCAUAUUACUAUCGAUCUUAUUAAAAUAAAAAGUCUAUUGUUGUAAGGUA
Camellia sinensis is the source of this 2624-nucleotide messenger RNA. The record is from RefSeq and is a predicted model, not a curated record. Lineage: Eukaryota; Viridiplantae; Streptophyta; Magnoliopsida; Ericales; Theaceae.